Messenger RNA from Gigantopelta aegis, 923 nucleotides. RefSeq names its product UPF0545 protein C22orf39 homolog. NCBI's taxonomy places the organism in Eukaryota, Metazoa, Mollusca, Gastropoda, Neomphalida, Peltospiridae. The transcript has 4 exons. The record is from RefSeq and is a predicted model, not a curated record. Bases 31 to 483 code for a protein of 150 amino acids.
UUUUAUACUAAUUCUAAUGGGAAAAGAAAGAUGGCUGCCUCCAGUGGUGAAAAAGUUACUUUGCCAACAAAGAGAUUACCUAAAGAUAUAUGGAUGAUCCGACCCUGUGAUUUUUACAGAGAAGAAUAUCAUGACUGCAAGAGUUUACGCGGCAGAUUCAACCAGUACUAUGUGUUUGGUACUCUCGAAGACUGUAACCAAUGGAAGCGUGACCUUGACAACUGUGUGAGGUUUAUGGACACCAGUUCUCCAGAUGCAGCUGAGAAGGUUCUGGAGCAUGAGAGAGUGAGGAUGAAGACGAGACUUGCAGCUGCUAGAGGUAACGACGUCUGGGAAUACAGAACCUCACCCCCACCCGAGUGGAACGCCCACUUGGAGAAGUGGACAAAACAAAAACAAAACACCAUUCUAGGCAGAGUCUCGCAGACUGGACUGUCACCUCCACAAACUGAGACAGCCAAUUCCUUAUGUGUUAUUUUAUGAUAGUAUGUAAAGGUUUAGAAACAUAUUUUUUGUGAUAGCAUGUAAAGGUUUAGAAACAUGUAAAAUAUAUAUAUAUAUACAUGUAUAUAGAUAUUGAGAGAGGGUAGUAUCUCAGUGGGUGUGCAUGUAUUGUAUUUAUAAACAUCUUUUCAAAAUCAGUUAUUUUCUAAGUGAGAACAACACUAUGAAUGGUUUUAUUCUCAGGUGUGUUCUUUAAAUUUUGUGUGGAGAGAAAAUAAAAUUAAAGGGACAUACCCUAUAUAAAAGCAGAUGUCUAUAAAAACAAGAGCUUGAAGCCUUUGAGAUUUUAUACUCCACGUGUGAUAACAGUAUUUACAGCACAGUGUUUUUGAAUGAUUUACAGUACAGUGUUUUGAAUGAUAUACAGUAUUUACAGCCCAGUGUUUUGAAUGCUGUGGAUAAUAAAGAGAUAAAACAGA